Messenger RNA from Zingiber officinale, 1204 nucleotides. RefSeq lists its product as uncharacterized. NCBI's taxonomy places the organism in Eukaryota, Viridiplantae, Streptophyta, Magnoliopsida, Zingiberales, Zingiberaceae. The transcript has 4 exons. The coding region runs from base 63 to 1079 and encodes 338 amino acids. The record is from RefSeq and is a predicted model, not a curated record.
AACGCCAUAGUCAGCACGUUCUCUCCAUUAAUUAUUCUCCUUUCCCUUGCGCCAGGCCAGCGAUGGCGGAUCUAUUGCUCUCCGCCGCCUCCCACCAACUCGGUUCCUCACCGGAGCUCUACGUCCGGCCCGAGUCCCAGCGUCCGCGCCUCGACGAAGUUAUCAGCGACGCCACCAUACCCAUCGUCGACGCCUGCGCGUAUUACGAAUUCCUCCAGGCGGUGAAUCAUGGAGUGAGGAUGGAGUCGAUGUGGGGGACAAGGGGGACAAUGGAGGUGGCGCAGGAGUUUUUUCGGCUGCCGGCGGAGCAGGAAGCGAAGUACUACUCCGACGAUCCGACGAAGAAGAUAAGGUUCUCGACGAGCUUAAACAGCAGGAAGGAGACGGUGCAAAACUGGAGGGACUACCUUCGACUCCAUUGCUAUCCCCUUCAAGAUUUCACCCCCAAGCAGCCUUCCAGUUACUCUUCCUUCAAGGAAAUGGUCAGAGUUUACGGCAAGGAAGUGCGAGGUCUGGGAUUUCGAACGCUGAAAUUACAGGCCGAACUGCAACUUCCAACAGCACAUGCGCUGACGCUAGAUCUGGAGAAGGCGGCAGAGGACAGAGCGGUCUCAAACAGUAGUGGCGGCGGCUGGGGCCUUGGCUGCGGUGGCGAUGGUGAGGGUCGGGCAGGGAGAGGGCGUGGUCCGACUGCAGUGGCUGAGGAGGCCAGGGUUUCAAACACUAGUAACUUAAAGACCAUCGGAGAAUUGGCCAUGCCGUUGGCGGCGUGCAUUGGACUCUAUUCGAUUCAUGGGGACGAACAACUGCGGCACCGCCACCCCUCCCUGUACUUCCCUCUCCUCAUCUCCCUCGGCUUCGGAGCCUACGCGAGCCUCUACUCUGUUUUCUACCACGUGGUCAAGACAACCGCCGGAGAAGGGAGAGCAGCAAGAGGAGGAGGAGGAGGAGGAGAAGAAGAAGAAGAGAGGGAGUUGGUGAAGCUCAAAUGGUUGAAGGUGGCUUUAAUAUGCACUGGCUUGGGUCUAAGUUACAGGUGUGCACUGGAUUUAAUUAUGUUAAUUAUGUUAAUUUGGUAAAUCACGAUUUCAAAUCAUGAAAAUAAUCUCUUGUAAAAAAUAGAGUCGGGAGCUUCAUGCACCGAGCUAUUUUUUUAUAUAUAUAUUAUGGUAAAUCUUAAUCAAAAGUUACAAAUUAAGAUUUA